AUGAAUUACGAUGGUCAUGUAUUGGAUCCACUAGCCAAUCUGCAAUUCACAACCGGGACAUACUACAUGCUUGCUUCUAGCAUCAAACAACUCGCUAGAGAUUUAUGUGGGGGCCGCUGCGUGUUUUUCUUGGAAGGAGGAUACAACCUCGGUUCCCUGUCCCAUUCAGUUGUUGACUCAUUCCGUGCUUUCCUUGGGGAACCUAGCUUGGCAAAGGAGUUUGAUGAUCCUGCAAUCCUGUAUGAAGAACCAUCAAGUAAGGUAAAGCAAGCAAUUCAGAGGGUCAAGAACAUACAUUCCCUGUGAAACAGUAUAAAACUAUAGGAAUUUGUAUGAAGCCACGUAAUCUUAUUUCAAUUUUGUAUAUAAUGCUGUUCUAGUAUAGGCCAUGCUUCGUUUUGUGAUCUGCCAUUAGUUGUACAUGGAUUCUUGCAAGCAAUGGAAACUAUAUAUACUUCUUUAAGUUAAUGGUCCAAUGACCUCCUAGUUAUGCUUUCAUAAAUAAGAGCAUAUUUCCGGCUUUUGGUUGACUUGUAGA
Ilex paraguariensis (yerba mate) is the source of this 538-nucleotide messenger RNA. The record is from the annotation of a GenBank genome assembly. Lineage: Eukaryota; Viridiplantae; Streptophyta; Magnoliopsida; Aquifoliales; Aquifoliaceae.